Messenger RNA from Drosophila grimshawi, 358 nucleotides. Its product is annotated as coiled-coil-helix-coiled-coil-helix domain-containing protein 7. The record is from RefSeq and is a predicted model, not a curated record. Lineage: Eukaryota; Metazoa; Arthropoda; Insecta; Diptera; Drosophilidae. The transcript is spliced from 3 exons. The coding region runs from base 50 to 307 and encodes 85 amino acids.
CAAAAAUAAGAAUUUUAUGUAAUAACGUAAUUUAAAAUAUAAUAACACAAUGCCGCGCAAUCCUAAUGCCGAACGCGACAAUCCAUGUCUAAGGGAACAGGAAUUAUCAUUCAACUGCCUGAACAAAAACAAUUUCGAUCGAGAUAUUUGCGAAGUUUACUUUGCCAACUACAACAAUUGCAAAGAGUUUUGGAACAAAGUGCGAAGUGACCGCCGCGCCAAAGGAAUUGAGCCCUAUUUGCCACCGAUCGAGGAGCGUGCGGCAAUCAAAGCUGAUUACAUGAAAACCAAACCAAAAAGCAAAUAAUUGUGAUAUUUUUAUAAAUAGUUUGAUAAAAUCAUAUAUGUCUCGACAAAA